CCUCCUCCAGAAAGAGAGAUGAGUAGCAGAGAGUCUAAGGACAGAAAAGUGAGGAAACCAGCCGUCGGCUCUUCCUCCCAGAGCAGCACUGCUGGUAACGAGCAGGUUCUACAAGGCAUACGAGUCAACCUCGCCGCCUCUAGGAAAUCCGUCACCCCUUCUCCAGUCAGAGAGACAGCUACCCCCAGUCCAGUGACGCUAGUCGAGUCUUCUUCUCCUGGAAGCAGUAGAGUGAAGUCUCGGCCUUCGCCUGUGGAGAGCGAGAGACAGAGGCACCGUCACGGUGAACAGAUGGCUCGAAUAAGGGAUAACUUGAAGCCUCACCACAAAUCCGACCCUGGCUUUAACUAUCCGCCCGAUGCUGUGGACCAGGACAUGCUACACGAACUCAUCAUGAAAGGCUACGAUCAGAACUCCUGCAUAGCUGCCCUGAUUCAGUGUAACUCGCACAGUGUUGAAGCAGCACUUGAUGUCCUAAUGUCAGGAAAGAGAAGUACACCCAUCUCCACCACCAGCAGCACCGGCCUAUCAUCAAUCAGAGAGACAAGUGGCUAUCACCCUCACCCUCCCCCUCCCCAGUAUCAGACCUCACUUGACAACAGCGACCUCCUUCCCAAUCACUUUGAGACCACAUCAACCUCUUCUCUCCCCGGACAGUCCUUCACCAAGCACUCUGUCACCAUGGACCCAUACCCUCCGACUCUCAUCACCCGCGACCUCUCCCCAAUCCACUCCUCGCCUGAUCAUUCUCCCCACGGUACUCCACCCCCGGAAUCAAAACGACAUGUACAUGUAUCGCCUCCUCCUGAUGUACAGCCAAGGACCUACUCACCGUUUUCCGCCCCUUUCUCUCGUCAGAUGCAGACUCCGCCCGUCUAUGAUAGAAACGCUCGAUUACCUCAUGGGUACUCUCCUAUUAUUCGUCCGGCCUCUGAGCUCUCAGACAGCGGGAUAGAAGAGGAGACUGCACCUCAGAGAAACCCCGUGCCGCCCGAAGCAUUCAAAUUCUACAUGGAGCAACACAUAGAGAACGUUCUAAAGGCCUACCAGCAGAGACAACAAAGGCGGAUGAAACUGGAAGUAGAGAUGGGAAAGAGAGGACUAGACGAGGCCACGUGUGAGCAAAUGCGCAAGCUCCUAGCACAAAAAGAGUCAAACUUCCUGAGGAUGAAAAGAGCAAAGAUGCACAGAGACCAGUUUGAUAUAGUGAAGCCGAUCGGAGUGGGAGCUUUUGGUGUCGUAUCACUCGUGAGGAAGAAAGACACUCGACGUCUCUACGCCAUGAAGAGCCUCCGUAAAGCUGAUGUAGUCCGUCGUAAUCAAGUAGCACAUGUGAAGGCAGAGAGGGAUAUACUAGCGGAGGCUGACAAUGAGUGGGUGGUGAAGCUCUAUUAUUCAUUCCAAGACGCAGAGUGUUUGUAUUUUGUGAUGGAAUACAUCCCUGGUGGUGACAUGAUGAGCUUGCUAAUCAAACUGGGAACAUUUCCUGAGCACCUCACCCUCUUCUACAUAGCAGAGCUCGUGUGUGCCAUUGAGUCGGUCCACAAGAUGGGAUUCAUUCAUCGCGACAUAAAACCAGACAACAUCCUCAUAGAAGCUGACGGGCACAUUAAACUAACGGAUUUCGGGCUCUGCACUGGUUUUAGGUGGACACACGACUCAAAGCGAUAUCAGCCAAAAGGGAGCAGUGGACACACAAGACAAGGGAGCAUUGAGCCAGACACCUCUGCGUGGGGAGACCAGUGUACUUGUCCAAUGAAACCACUUGAGAUUAGAAGAUUGAAAGAACAUCACAGAUGUGUAGCUCAUUCACUAGUAGGCACCCCUAACUACAUUGCUCCAGAGAUACUCCGUCGUGUUGGCUACACUCAGUUGUGCGACUGGUGGUCGGUGGGCGUCAUCAUGUAUGAAAUGUUAGUCGGUCAGCCUCCGUUCAUGGCUUCAGCACCUGCAGACACUCAGCUAAAGAUUGUCAAUUGGCCCGAGUACCUUAGGAUACCUCACCACGCCCAGUUAUCGACGGCCGCACGUGAUCUUGUGUUACGAUUCCUCUCUGACCCCCAGGACAGGAUUGGACGAAAUGGAGCGGACGAGAUAAAGCACCAUCCUUUCUUCACCUCUCGCAUUGAUUGGGAUGUCGGAAUACGUAACUAUGUCGCUCCUUACAAACCAAAGAUAAUGUACGAGGGGGAUACCUCAAAUUUCGACCCGGUCCCCCAGAGUCAAGUCCAGAAGAUGUACAAACAGGCCACGCCUACUGAAGUAAUGCCACAAGACCACCCUGAACACGCUUUCUACGAGUUUACCUUUAUCCGUUUCGCUGCUUCGGAUAGAGCAUCGGAUGCCAAAAAGCCGACCAUAGCUCCAUCUUCCUCCUCCUCCUCUUCCUCCUAUCACUCCCAGGCUCAGGCUAGCAGUAGUGGUAGCUCUGCUCAUGAUAGACCUCAGAGCAGUCAGAGGGAGCACAAGGAAAUGAGGAAGGAGAAGAAGCGCACCACUCCACAGCCAGUCUAUGUGUGAGAUAUACUUUGUAGACCAAUCUUUUGUCAAAUACACACACACAUACACACACUCAUCCUCAUUGUUUAUAUUCCAUUAUUAAAAUAAUAUAGUGUCAAUUGCUGGCCUGAUCUACAGUAUUCUUUUUGGCUCUAUCUUUUUUAUAUACAUUCUCUGACAUUUUAUUUCUCCUUAUUAUUAUUAUUUUUGUACACAUGCAUUAUUGAAAACAGCACCUCUCUGCCUUAUGAUAAUAUACAGUUUCAUCAUUAUUUUUGUAAAAUUAUUAUUAUUAUUAUUUUUGGAUUUCUGUUCUAUCAAAGAAGCAGUGUCCCUUU
Molecule: messenger RNA, 2837 nt
Organism: Amphimedon queenslandica
Lineage: Eukaryota; Metazoa; Porifera; Demospongiae; Haplosclerida; Niphatidae
Product: serine/threonine-protein kinase LATS1-like
Exons: 4
Coding region: 19-2520 (833 amino acids)
Biological process (GO): actomyosin structure organization; peptidyl-threonine phosphorylation
Cellular component (GO): cytoplasm; cytoskeleton
Molecular function (GO): protein binding; protein serine/threonine kinase activity; ATP binding
Source: RefSeq, a predicted model, not a curated record